CCGUGUUCCGCGCUCGUUCUCGCUCCCUCCUCCUCCUCCUUCACCUCCUCCUCUCUCGGAGGAGCUACCGGCUGUUGUGUGGCGUCGCUGGUCUGUCCCGGCGGAUGGCAGCCUGAGUGUUCGUGAGCGCGUGUGGGAGAAGGUGAGGCGCGGACGCGCGUGGGCGAGGAGCAGAGUCAGCCGUGGCCGCCCCGUGUCGCACCCGUAGCAGCACGCGCGGCCAACCGCGCGCGAGCCGGCGCCCCGGGAGCGCGGGGACAAGGGCGGACGCUGCUCCCCGCCCCCAGCGCGUCCCUCGGCUGUCGCGCGCCCGCGGGGACCGCCCGGCGCUCCCCUGGAUGUCCCCGGCGCCCGCGCGGGGCCUCCUGCCGUCGACGCGUGAGGCGGGCUGGUGCUGCCGCCGGCGGGUGUAGCUCGGGGGCUGCGGCUGCCGCGCGGCCCGGUCCCCACCGCGGCCCUCGGCCCCCCGCCCCAGCACCCCGGCCUUGGAGGCUGUGACAAUGGACUAUGACUUUAAAGUGAAGCUGAGCAGCGAGCGGGAGCGGGUCGAGGACCUGUUUGAAUACGAGGGCUGCAAAGUUGGUCGAGGCACUUACGGGCACGUCUACAAGGCGAAGAGGAAAGAUGGGAAGGACGAUAAAGACUACGCUUUAAAACAAAUAGAAGGAACUGGAAUUUCUAUGUCGGCCUGCAGAGAGAUAGCAUUACUUCGAGAGCUUAAGCACCCAAACGUCAUCUCUCUUCUGAAGGUGUUUCUGUCUCAUGCUGAUCGGAAAGUAUGGCUUCUCUUUGACUAUGCUGAACAUGACCUCUGGCAUAUAAUUAAGUUUCACAGAGCUUCGAAAGCCAACAAGAAGCCAGUUCAGUUACCUCGGGGAAUGGUGAAGUCACUGUUGUACCAGAUCCUGGAUGGGAUUCACUAUCUUCAUGCCAACUGGGUGUUGCACAGGGAUUUGAAACCUGCUAAUAUUUUAGUUAUGGGUGAAGGUCCUGAGCGAGGAAGAGUAAAAAUUGCUGACAUGGGCUUUGCCAGAUUAUUUAAUUCACCUUUGAAGCCUUUAGCAGAUUUGGAUCCAGUGGUUGUAACAUUCUGGUACCGAGCUCCAGAAUUACUCCUCGGAGCGCGACAUUAUACCAAAGCAAUUGAUAUUUGGGCUAUAGGGUGUAUAUUUGCAGAACUACUAACGUCAGAACCAAUAUUUCACUGUCGACAAGAGGACAUCAAAACUAGUAAUCCUUAUCACCAUGACCAGCUGGACAGAAUAUUCAAUGUAAUGGGAUUCCCUGCAGAUAAAGAUUGGGAAGAUAUAAAAAAGAUGCCCGAACAUUCAACAUUAAUGAAAGAUUUCAGAAGAAAUACGUAUACCAAUUGCAGCCUUAUCAAGUAUAUGGAAAAGCAUAAAGUUAAACCUGACAGUAAAGCAUUCCACUUGCUUCAGAAGUUGCUCACUAUGGACCCAAUAAAGCGAAUUACCUCAGAGCAGGCCAUGCAGGACCCCUACUUCCUAGAAGACCCACUUCCCACGUCAGAUGUUUUCGCCGGUUGUCAAAUCCCUUAUCCCAAACGAGAAUUUUUAACAGAAGAGGAGCCUGAUGAGAAAGGAGACAAAAAGAACCAGCAGCAGCAGCAGGGCAAUAACCACACUAAUGGAACUGGCCAUCCAGGGAACCAGGACAGCGGCCACGCACAAGGGCCCCCCUUGAAAAAAGUGAGAGUUGUCCCUCCUACCACUACCUCAGGUGGACUCAUCAUGACCUCCGACUAUCAGCGUUCCAAUCCACAUGCUGCUUAUCCCAACCCUGGACCAAGCACAUCACAGCCCCAGAGCAGCAUGGGAUACUCAGCUACCUCCCAGCAGCCUCCACAGUACUCACAUCAGACACAUCGGUACUGAGCUGUGCUGGAGUCUGUCAGUGCACUGUUGCUCAUGCUGCAGGAUGGCUGCAGCCCUCUGCGGGAACCUGGUGUGGGCCAUGCGAAUGUACUGUACAACCACAUCUUCACAAUGUCCAGUAGCCGCGUUCCACCAGUUGUCACAGAUUGGGGUGGUAGCUUCAGGUUGUACCUAAGUUUGGAGUUAGACUUGAAAUGAAAGUGCUAGCACAGUUGUGUUGUGGGUUUGCUACUUCCAUAGUUUACUUGACAUGGUUCAGACUGACCAAGCAUAGUUUUCAGUGACAGUCUGUAGCAGUUGAAGCUGUGAAAUGUGCUAGGGCGAGCAUUUGUCCUCAUGUGUGGUGACUUUCAGUGUAACAGCGUUAUCUGACCAAUAGUACACACAGACGCAAGGUUUAACUGGUACUUGAAACACAGAUUAUGUUAACAAAAUAACCAAGACUUAAAGAUUAUUUUGGUACACCUUUCUUUUUAGUGUCUUAUCAGUGAGUUGAUUCAUCUUCUACAUAAAUCAGUGUUUUAUGACCAAGAAUAUUGCUUGGAUUAUUUUGAAAGUACAAAAGAACCACAUAGUUUCUACUGACAGGUUUCAGAACUCCCAAAGAUUAAUUUCCAACUUAGAGGUUUGUUUUUAUUUUCAACCUAUGACUUGACUGGUCUUAAAGCUGCUAUUUGAUAGUAAUUAAAUAUGUUGUCAUUGAUAUAAGCCUGUUGGUUCAGCAAACUGAAAUGAUUGUCGCAGACAGUGUUUUCUUUUCCUUGUUGGUGUUGCCGAUUUGUGAGCAUGCUUUCUGAUUGCAAAAGCAUGAGUGGCGACCUCCGUGAGGCACAGUGUCCUCCGUGAGGCACGGCGUCAGUCUGCACUCUUCUGUCCUGAUUUGAAGCUGCCUAGUGUAGUGCUAUUACAAUUUUGUUCAGUUAACUUUCUUUUUAAAAGGUUGUUCGCACAUUUUUAGGGUGCCCUUACUUCAGCAGAGGAGAGGGAGUAGGAGAGCCUUAGAACUUUUGAGGGGAAAACAAAAAGCUAUAACGUACAACGUACUGUAUCAAACUAUUUUACAUGAAUGACACAAGUAUUCUGAAUAAAAAAAUUGAACAUUGUUAAAAACAAGGUGUUAUGUAAUAAAUUUAUUUUUCAUAAAUCAA
This is a messenger RNA of Apodemus sylvaticus (European woodmouse), 3043 nucleotides long. It is a transcript of the gene Cdk8, whose product is annotated as cyclin dependent kinase 8. Gene Ontology annotation, cellular component: mediator complex; nucleus. Gene Ontology annotation, molecular function: ATP binding; cyclin-dependent protein serine/threonine kinase activity; RNA polymerase II CTD heptapeptide repeat kinase activity. NCBI's taxonomy places the organism in Eukaryota, Metazoa, Chordata, Mammalia, Rodentia, Muridae. The transcript is spliced from 13 exons. Bases 501 to 1895 code for a protein of 464 amino acids. The record is from RefSeq and is a predicted model, not a curated record. Gene Ontology annotation, biological process: protein phosphorylation.